Messenger RNA from Schistocerca americana (American grasshopper), 5608 nucleotides. RefSeq names its product SUN domain-containing protein 2-like. Gene Ontology annotation, biological process: nuclear envelope organization. The transcript has 15 exons. Lineage: Eukaryota; Metazoa; Arthropoda; Insecta; Orthoptera; Acrididae. The record is from RefSeq and is a predicted model, not a curated record. Gene Ontology annotation, cellular component: nuclear envelope; meiotic nuclear membrane microtubule tethering complex. Gene Ontology annotation, molecular function: protein-membrane adaptor activity. The coding region runs from base 317 to 3013 and encodes 898 amino acids.
UUAAAGGGUGGUCCGUUCGUUACUGUGGAUGCGUCAUACAGCGCUAAAUCUAACAUCAGAUACAAAAUUUGUAACGUUGUGCAACAACAGAGGAAUUGUAAUCAUUGUUUGACGAGUGUUGCCAAUUAACGUUAUUGGAGAAAAAGUUUUGUUUAUCAGUGAUUGUGUGAAGGGGGCGUGUGUGAGCCUUUUACUUAACAGUGCCGCACAUUCGACGUGCGUUAAGACGUUUACUCAUGCCGCUGUGGAAGUAAAUUGGUGUUUAGUAGCAAAUAAAUGUUAAUUGGACAUUGACCGAUUUUGUAGGACUCUCAAAAUGGAUGUUGACAAUGACAUAAAUGAACUGAUAGAGAGCGGCCAGCUGCGGUCAGGCACGCCGCUGAGGAGAUCUGGUGUUGACACUCCAACUCGCAGGAGGAGCUUGCGAACCAGAACUCGAGCUUCAGCUGAAAGAAGUGAACAAUCCAGCACUGUUACACGCGUCACUCAAACGCAAACCACAGAGAUUCGUUAUUCACAAGCUGGAAAAACUUCUAAUGACAGCGACGCGUCUGCCGAUUACUCUGAUACUGAUAGGAAGAAAGAAACAUCUUCACGGAAGUCUUAUAGCCGAAGAACGGUUGUGAAUGGAGCCUCAGUCAGUGAAGAAGAUACUGAUGUAGUUACUGUGGAAGAGGUGGAGCCACGAAAUGUAGUGACUAGCACAGAAACUCCUAUUCAAGAUGCUGGAUAUUCAAGUGAUGAAGGCGGUAAAUCACGUCUGACUGCAUACGACAUAUAUAAAUCAGUCGAAGAUUACUGGGAGGUUUUCCCAAAGACAGACUAUACAUAUUCACGUUCGUCAACUGACAGGAAGGAAAUUUCACCAGGUGUAAUCAAUCCACCAAACAUGUCACGACGAAGCUUACACCCUCGUACAAUACCAUCAGUUAGUGAUCUUCGCAGGAAGUCUCCCACAAAGCUACAUAUUAUGAAACGUGAAGUUGUGAAAAAUGAUGCAGCAUCGAGAUACUUCACUGAAACAAAAUCUGAUGGGUAUGUGUCAGAAAAGCUGAAGCGCUGGUCUGCACUUGAUUCCGAUGUAGAUGAAGUCGAUGAAAAAUUCUCAGCCCAUAAAGCCAGCACAUCUGCUUCAGCUGAGAAGAAGUCUGUAAUUGUUACGAAGCUGAUUACAAUAUGGACAUAUAUAACAACAAUUUUGACAUCUGCAAGAAAAAGUUUGACAACCGCAAGUCAAAGAGUUAACAGUGUUUUCAGAAGGGAGAGAUAUGUGGAAGAAGCUCAUUUCUCAUCAAUACAGUUGGAAUCUGAGCAGCAGCCAUCUGCAUGGCUGAGGUUCCAAGGACUUAUGUUGUACUGGGCUACCUGCUUCCAGACAUGGGUUGUUGCCUGGUUGCUGUACUGGUUACAUGGUGGACAAGAUCACGUAACUUCAGAGCGUAGGCAACGCAAGAAAUAUCUGCAGUUGUUCCUCCUGGGCUUGCUGCCUCUGCUUAUCCUGCUCGGUGGAGGACUUGUUUCUUACAUCAGGAGGUCACCAGUUGAAAAUUUCAGUUCAAUUCUGGAGAGGGUUGGAGCUGUUACUGAAAGCUGGCUACAUUUUCCUCAAAUUGAUUUUAGGGAUAAUGAUGAACAUCAAAUCCAGAAAGAAAAUGUUGAAGGUUAUUCCUUUGCACCUUUUGAUGAAAAACUUAUUGUGAAGAAGGUUCUAUCCAGUUCUGAGUUCCAAAAACUAAUUCAGUCUCAGAAUCAUCUGGAAUCACAGCAGGCAGAACUGGAAACUCAGCUCAAUGGACUGGAAGCAGAUGACACCAGAUACAAGGCUGCACUUAAUGAAGAACAAAUGGAACAACAAAAAAGACUUAUGGUGGAAGUGGACAGGAUUAAAAUGCAGGUAGACAAUUUGUUCAAUGAACAGCAAAGGAUAAAGAAUACACAGCAUUCUGUCCAUGCAGAAUUUAAUAUAUGGCAGAAGAAAAUUAGAGAUUUAAGCUCUCGCCUAAGGCUUUUACAGGAAGCACGCAUCCAUACUAUUAAGAAAAUGGAACAGUGUUGUAAGAAACAGCUUCCUGCUGUUACACCAUUAGAUAUAGAGAAUCAUGUGAUAAAAUUUUUGUCAGGAUUAUUCAGCUCGGAAGAAGAAGUCAUUAAUAACGUUCCAGAGAUUCAUAACUGGGUUCACAAACUAUUUGUUGCAAGAGAUGAAUUAGAAGCAAGGCUUGCCAAUUUAACAGUCAAACUUUCCGAUGGUGCCAAAGAAGCUGCAAAUUACUCAGCUGAUAUUAUUAUGACCUCUGUGUCAGAAAAAAUUAGAGAAGAAUUUGUUCGACAACACCAGGAUCCCAUUAUUGGUAGUUACUUUUCCAAGGUAACAGAACAUACAGAGUGUGACAGCAAUGAUGGUUUAUCAUAUUCUGAUGUCCAGAAAAUUGUUGAUCGAGCUCUUGCGAAGUAUGAUGCUGAUAAAACAGGAAUGGUGGAUUAUGCGUUAGAAUCAUCAGGAGGGAGUAUUUUAAGCACAAGGUGCACGGAAAACUAUCAAGCAAAGACUGCUAUGCUAACAAUAAUGGGGUGGUUUCAUUGGUACCCAUCUGGUGUUUCCCCAAGAACUGUUAUUCAGCCUGGUGUUGUACCUGGUAACUGUUGGGCCUUCACAGGAGGGCAGGGAUUUCUGGUAAUACAACUUUCUGCAUGGAUUAAAAUUACUGCGUUCAGCAUUGAGCACAUCCCACGCUCAUUGUCACCAACUGGAAAACUGGACUCAGCGCCUAGAGAUUUUCGUGUUUUGGGUCUGAAGCAUGAAAAUGAUGAAUUCCCAAUGGAAAUCGGGAAGUACCAGUUCCAGGAAAAUGGGACUAGUCUUCAAUAUUUUAAAGUCCAGCGACCUGACUUGCCACCUUUCAAUAUAGUCGAGCUUCAAAUACAAACAAAUCAUGGAAAUAUGGAGUAUACAUGCCUUUAUAGGUUUAGAGUUCAUGGAAUUAGAGUAUCAGAAAAAGACGUGAGAAGAUAACAUUGAUGCCUCAAACUUCAUUGCAAAACAUUGUUCUUCGCACCACAUGGUGUAAAUGUACCUGUACAUUAUAUGUGAUGAUUGUUUCAUACAUGUGAUGUUUUAGAUGUUAAUUUUUAUUUAUUUUUGUUAAUGUGAUCAGCAGCAGAGGAAAAUAUUUGGCUAUUUAUAUUUUAUUAUUGUUUCCAAGUUUUGCAUUUGUUUCCUAUGAUUGUAAUGAUGGCUGUAUUGCAAAUAUUUAAAAUUGUAAACAUAUUUUCAGUAGCUUGGCUUUAAGAACAACUGCAAUAAAAUGUGGAGAGGGUGCCUUCUGUUCCUGUUAUUAACUGAUGUCACUUUGUGUGCAUGAGAUAACAAAUUAUAUGUUUUGUUAAUUUUGUGUCUUACAGAAGCAGUAUUUUGAUUCUGAUCUGUUUUUACUGGUAACUUUUUGUGCAUUUUAUGUGGAAGACUGGCAUUGCCAGUAUCCAUUGGAUGUAUAUACAUAUGUGGUAACUUAAGUUCAUUGUUGUAUGUAAAGCUUUAAUAUGGCUGUGAGUUUCAUGAGAGUCAUACUAUUUGUGCAUGAAGGAUACUUAAAUAUGUAACUGGACCUUUUAGAUAUAUGAAUUAUAAUGUUUUUCAGUGCCUUUAUUGCAGCAAAAUUUUUUAUCUAUUCUUCAGGAGGUUCAGUAAUAAUGAAAAUAAGUGUCAAGAUGUUUCUUUUUGUGGGUGCAAGAUUUUAUGUUUUUCAAUUAAGCUAUAAAAAUAAUUGUCACAAACCCUUAACUUGUUCUUUAUAGUUUAAUUCUUGUAGAAGCUCUAGUAAACUUUUAAGUUAUUGGUCUAAGCUGCAUAUGUUUUCACUUGAUAGAUUAGGAAUGUUCCUUCAUGUUAAGGUUUUAGAACAGUGCAGAAACAAGGUGUUUGCAGAGGGCAUUUCUUCACACUAAAUGAUCUCCAUUGCAAGACAUUUAUGUAUUAUAGUUUUAUAGGGCCUAUUAGAUUGGGGGAAAAUCUGUCAGAGUAAUAGAUAUUGAUCAUAAAUAAAUAACAAUGACGUCUGAUAUUUUUCCGUCCCAUUGCAAGAUAUAAUGCCUAUACUGACCAAUGUACACCAACCUUGGCUAUUGAUGAAUCACAUUCUUCAGAUAUAAAUACUAAUUUCCAACUGUCAAAUCUUUGACAUUUUUACCUUCAUAUAAAUUUUUUGUUUGGAAAGCUCCAGGUGCAGUGAAUCAAGUGUUCAAAUAUUGACUAUAGUUUGAAAGUAUGAUUAUUAUAUACUAGAGAGCUAUAAUCAAAUUUUUAAUAAUGUAUUGUAUGAUCUUUGUAAUGAAGUCUGAGGUUAAAUGUUAGUCAAAUAAUUAUUAUUUCAUUGGGAAGUGUAAGCCGAAGUAGUCCAGAACCUUCUUGGAUGGGAAUUGCAGCUUAUAAUAGUAGUAGUGCAGUGUAGAAUUACCAGUCUGUAGUGAGUGAAGAAUGAACCAACCUUCCUGUGCCUUAGGUAACUUUUUGUAUUAAAUCUAAAUGGUAAUUUUGUAAAUGAUAGUCUUCAUAAAGAUGAUCGUAUUUUAAGUUCUCACAAAAGAUCCCAUUGUAUCAAUAUUUAUUACAUUAUUCAUUAAACAUUUACAUGAAAGUACAAAGUAUAAGAAAAUAUUAUGCACAAUGACUAUUUUUUAAAUGUGUGUACUUUAAAGUUGUGUGUGUGUGUGUGUGUGUGUGUGUGUGUGUGUGUGUGUGUGUGUGUGUGUUUUUUAGGAUGGGUCACAUUUCAGUUUAGCAUGCUUUCAGUAUGAAUUUAUUUUUACAUGCAUUGUAGAUGAACACACCAAUCUAAAAAAGCACAAAGAAAUGGUCAUGAUCACAAAUUUAGAUGUUAAAGAGUGUCAUUCAUUUUGUGUUUACAAGUUGCAUAUUACCUUUUUCAUGUGAAGUAUUAAAGGGAAAUGGAGGUCCAUUUAUUUUGAGCCUGUGCAGUUAGUAGUCCAUACACAUUUGGUGAUAUAUGAAUGAGUGUGGUUACAUUGGGGGAAACAUUGCCAGUCAUCUGUUUAAACUGAAGUGCUUUCUUAUACAUGCAUGCAUAAGAUGUGCUUGCCUGUAAACAAGCAAAAUGGAGAGGAGUCUUUGAAAGAGAGUUAGAAACUUACAAAGUGAAAGUGUAAUGAUCAUUGUGCAGAAACUGCACUGAAAUCAGAGUACAAUUAAAAUUACUGCCGUGUUAUGAGUUUCUCCAUUGUUUGGUGAGGGUUUUAGUCUGUGAUUAUUGGCUUUGUCUGUUCCACAAUAACAGAAAACUUGUGGUUGCCUUUUGCUGGACUGUAGCACACGGAGUAAGAAUUGUUGUGCAUGUGCCCCACAAUUUUUGUCUUCUAAGAUGUUCUGUAGAAGUAUUCUCCAAUUACAAGUGCCAAAAUUCACUGCUAAAGAGUAUGGUCAUACUGUCGUGUACUUUCUUUAGUAUCCAAAAAUUCUCAGGUGGAUACUUUUUAUGUGAUUCAAGAUGUUACAAGUGUUGAACUAAUGUAGUUUAACAUUGUGAACAGAUGACUGACAACAUUUGUUAAAGGCCAAAAUAUAAUGAGAGAGAGAGAGAGAGAGAGAGAGAGA